AGGAGGGGGAGGCGGUGGUGGGACUGAGGGAAAACCGGGUUGCUGCUCACGGAGAAUCCGAGUUUUUCUUCUUUCGCGAUUCAGAGGGGAUUGGGACGCAGGAAGAAUUUAAAGAGACAUGCCAGUACCUCUUGACUGUUCAGGUGCUGAGUUUCAGUUGAGCCAUACUCCUCUGCCAGUGCCUGCCUUCUUCAGGGAAGCAGAAUGCAGUUUUUCCAUCAAAAAGACCCGCCAAGCCCUCAGCUAUACCCUUCCUCCACGGCCACGCCACAAGAGCACAUUAACUGUGAGCCGAAUUUUCUCUGACCGCCAUUUGCAGCCUUGGACUAAGCUCCAGCCACGUAGUGUUUCCUUCCAUAGCUUGCACAAGCAGCAAUCACUUCUACAUAGUCAUCUGUAUGAUGCCUCUAAAAGAGAGUUGUUUUUCAGGCAAUGCUUCCAGAAACUGAGCUGUUUGGGACGAGGAUCUUUUGGGGAGGUAUAUAAGGUACGGUCUCAUGAAGAUGGUCAAUUGUAUGCAGUGAAGCGUUCUGUAGAGCCUUUCCGGGGUGAGGGUGAUAGGCAGCGCAAAUUGGCUGAGGUGCGCAAGCAUGAGCGUGUGGGGCACCAUCCCAACUGUGUGAGCUUUGUACAAGCCUGGGAGGAGCGUGGUCAAUUGUACAUCCAGACAGAGUUGUACCCGGGCACCUUGUUGCAGUACUGUGAGGAAUGUGGGCCUCUGUCCGAAUGGCAAGUUCAGGCCUUUCUCUGGGAUAUGCUUCAAGGACUGCGCCAUUUACAUGAUCGUAACCUUCUACACAUGGAUAUCAAGCCAGCUAACAUCUUUCUAUCAUCUACCAAUGUCUGUAAGCUGGGCGACUUUGGGCUAAUGCUGGAGUUGGACUCUGGGGAUUUGAAAGAUGCUCAAGAAGGGGAUCCACGCUACAUGGCCCCGGAACUGCUCCGUGGAGAAUAUACCAAGGCUGCUGAUGUCUUCAGUCUAGGCAUAACUAUCCUAGAAAUUGCCUGUAAUAUGGAGCUCCCCAAUGGAGGUGAAGGCUGGCAGCAACUUCGACAGGGUUAUUUGCCCCCAGAAUUCACUGCAGGUCUCUCCGUUGAGCUGCAAAAACUUCUAGUUGCCAUGUUGGAACCUGAUCAUUUUCUCCGGCCCUCAGUGGAGAUGUUGCUUAAUUCUAGUCUCAUGCAGAAAACUGAGAAGUGGCGAAAACUCAUGUUGUUAGUGCAAUCUGGGAUCCAGCAGGGUGUCUCCAUGUACAAGGCUCUCCUCAGGUUCAUACAGUGGCUCUGGGGAGCUCUGUGCAGUCCAGCUCAGUGGUUGCUCUUUUGGCAUCAGACUGUUCCAGUCACACCUCCACAUUCACCCUUUCUUCUUCCCCUGGAAAACUGCAGUCUCUCUAGUCACUGGGGUGAAGAAGAUGUGGGUGAUGAAGAGAGCCUUGGGCAGGCUGUACUUGAUCUCUCUGAGAUAAAUGAACGACAUAAUCACACUUGCCCUGUGGAGCUACAGUCCUUAGAUAAACAUCCUAGUUCUCCCCUGCUUACCAUAUGCCCAUGUGCAGGAAGCACCUCCACACCACGGCAUCCCUCAUCCCAACAGAUUGGUUGCAGGAAAAACAGGUCUUUUACACCCCAGGGAAGUCCCAACCUUAAUUGCAUUAGUCUGAAGUCUCCAUGCAGCAGCCCCACUUCAUCAAACAUAUUACCUGCGAAUAGCUUGCAGCACACACCAGCAUAUGAGGAUACAGAAGAUGAAUGGGUAUCGGUUUUACCUCAAUGCUCAAAUAAGUGCUCCACUUUUGAGCCAAAAAAUUUGUUAAACUUAUUUGAGGAUUCUCUGGCACCUCAGCAAAAAUGUCAGAGCUGAUGGGGGAACUAUAUUUAUUUGCUGGUUUGCUUAGGCCCUUUUUUGGAACAGGAAGAGGUUUUUGCCAUUAACGUUAUGUUAGAGGUUAAUAUGCUCAGAGUUUUGACUGAGAUCAGACUAGCAAAGGAAAGGCAAGUUUGUAUGGAUGCUUUGCUUUGUGUACAUUUUAUCUACUUGAGUCAUAUAUACAGCUGCUUUUAAGAUGAUUUAAGAAUAGUAUUUUGCUGGCAAUCAGUAGAAAGCAGAUCAUACUCUGCCAUCAUUUUAGGGAAAAGGCAUCCUACCUUUAUACAAAUUUGAUGCUUGAAUACAUUCUGUACGCAUUUCUUUUUUAAAUUUUGUCCCUUUCUGUUUGUGUCCCAAAGAUUUGUUGUCAUUUGUGGAAUUGGACUUUGAGUAUCGGGAGUGAAUAAUCUUUCAUAAUGUGAUUUUACAAAGGUGGCAGUCAUGACAA
This is a messenger RNA of Protobothrops mucrosquamatus (brown spotted pit viper), 2318 nucleotides long. RefSeq names its product protein kinase, membrane associated tyrosine/threonine 1 (gene PKMYT1). Bases 119 to 1864 code for a protein of 581 amino acids. Lineage: Eukaryota; Metazoa; Chordata; Lepidosauria; Squamata; Viperidae. Gene Ontology annotation, biological process: protein phosphorylation. The record is from RefSeq and is a predicted model, not a curated record. Gene Ontology annotation, molecular function: ATP binding; protein kinase activity. The transcript has 8 exons.